UUUUAGGAAAACUUCUCUUCCUACUGAUGGAGGUUCUGCAGGUUUCUGACCCGGUCCAACAGAACCAACGGGUCUUUAGGAUCCUGGAGAACUUGGUGACUAUAAAUGAAUAUUAAAUGUAAUUGGACUUUCCGUGCUGCUUUCAGAGUAACGGCCUCCUCCUCUCUGAUUGGCCCUUCAGCUCACAUCGGUUCUGCUUCCAACCCGCUUCUGGACCGAACCGGUUCUACGAGCUUAUAACUGGGUUCUCCUAGAACGGGUUCUGUUAGACGGGUAUGAGCUGCAACCAGAAGACAGGUGCUUUAUUUUGAAAGUCUGGCGCUGGGAACGUCACUGAUCGUUUAGAGUCAUUUGAUCCAUGAGCGCGUGAGCGGCGGAGGAAGAGGGAGGCUGAGUCCGCGUGGGGAGGAAGAGGAGGAGGAGGAGGAUCAACCCUGCACACUCAGGCACGCGACGGACCGAGAAGAAAGGCGCGGACGUGGGAUCGUCCGCGCGCCACUCCGUGGAUUGUUCCCGCGUGGAGGAAACCUGCCGCUCCGCGUUUUCUGCUUCAACCGCAGAAACUGUUUUAAUGUGAUUAACUGCCGCUGGCGGGACUCUGCGCGCGCGGCGUGGCGCGUGCGUGCGUGCUCAGGUGUGUGCGCGCGCGUCCACAGGUAACUCAUUAACGCCUCCCUUUGUGUUUACAUGGGGGAGCGCGUGAACGGAACAGGAAGAAAGCGCGAGCCUCUCGGUGUUUGUUGAGCGCGCGCACGCCGCCGCACGCGCGGGUCGAUGAGGAUGGAUUCGUGGGAUUUCCGACUUUAACCGGAUGGAUGUUCGAGCUGGAAGAACAGGAAGUUCGGUUCGGAAGGAGGAUCCGGGUCCGUGAUGGAGAACUUCAGACACGGUGGCCAGAGCGUUGUCCUCCAGGCAAACGGUCCCAUCUGAAGCUGAAACCAGAGGUCGUCGGGUCCAGAGCAUGGAGAGGUGAAAGGUCAGCCUCCCUGACGUUUCCGGGCCAGAAGCUCUUAUCGCUGCAGAUCAGGUAGAUGCCAGAACAGCUCACAAGAUGAACCCCCUAGCAGCUCUCAGCAUUGACCGAAACGCUCUGGUGGGGGAAAGUAUCCGCCCCCAUGGAGGACUCAUCUACCCGGGUAUCCACCCUCUUUCUGCGCAGAAGCCCCAGGAUGCUGGUGCCUCCCUGCGACUUGGCUAUGACCUCCUGUAUAAGCCAGCUGUACCCCUUCUGGAAGGCCAGAAGUCUGUCAAUGGAUGUGCUGAACUAUAUAAAAACUCACCUCAAGGGCUGCAGAAGCCUCUGCUUGUCUCUGCUGCAGAAGGGAACAGCCUGGGGUUGAACCCCCGGUCUCUGCCUGUGGAGAAGCAGUCAGAGGGGAGUCUGAACGGUGCUGGUAACUUUCUCAGGUUGCCUUGGAUUAGCCCGUACAUGGACGCUUCAAUGUACCCCUUCCUGGACAUGGCGUACAAGACGUCCCUCUUGUCUGCAUCGCCCUUCACCCAGCAGCAGCUGGCGUAUCAGUCGCUAUGUGCCACUGGAAGUAACACGCCUGGAGAUGAAAGACUUUUCUUCAUUUCUCCGUACUCUCCGGCUCAUAUUGCCUCCUCGCUGGCUCAUCCCAUCAGGAUGUCCUCAGUCAACCUCACGCGGGCCGUCCUCUCACCCCGGCCCCACAGCCAGGACAAGACCUUGCAGGGCUUUGGAGCACAGUUGCCUCAAGAACUUUCUGCUUUCAGCACCAGUUCUCAGACUCGCCAAGAGUCCCAGAUGCAGAUGCAGCAUUCUGAGUGUCAGCGUGAAGUAAAGGCGUGUCAGUCCGGCUCUACCAAGAGCGCCGUCAGCAGUGGCACUCACGUUAACUCAUCUCCAGUGUCCCAACCACCCACCUCAGUUCCUCAGUCCACUGCAGACCCUCAGAAGCAUCUUUACAAGAAGGCCACUUCACCCUCACUUCCUGCUUCACAUCCCUUCUACCUGGCCUCCCAGCGCAGCCGCUCCACCAACUCAGGUAGCAGUAAUACCAAAGACUCCAACUAUAAAGCUGAAACUCACUCAACACGUGCAAAGACGUCACCAGGCACCGCUGUACCUCAGAAAGCUACCAAAAAGCUGGAAGGAAAAGCAAAUCCUGCUGAAGAGUUGGAGGAAUUCCCAAAUAAAUUCCCAUCCAAAGCGCCGGCUGUGGCCAGUUUGGAGUAUUUACAACCAUCUCGCUACCGGGCAGGAGCCAAUCAGAAGCAAGACCUCAAAGAGGGGCGAUCUCUACCCAUUAGCUCUUUGACAAAGACCUCAGAUCAUGAAAUGACCUCUGGGGUUAUCACUGACCAUAACAUUUGCUCCCAAACUACAAGUAGUGCAGUGGACACUACUCGGAAUCAGCAGGAAUCUCCAGUUCCAACUGAAUCUGUGGGGCAGGUAACCAGUAUUCCCAGUCCAGCAUCUUCUGGACAAUGUCCUGCCUCCACAUCAAAACCUGAAUGGCCCAAAGUCUCUACUGCUGAUUCUGUAAAAGGCAGCAAAGGGGAAACUUGCUCUAGGAAACAGAGUAAAAAUCCUUCCAAGCCCGACUCUAAAGAGAGCCAACCGGAUCCGUCACAGUACCAACAGUUCAACCCAGAAAACAAAAACUCCUCCAACCAAAUUCAUAGGGACUCUUACCUACCUCAUAGUUUAGGUUAUGCUAACCGCUACGUCCCUUACUCUGUCGCUGAGAGUCUGUCAAUGCAGCGAAUGACAACUAAGGGCCACGUCUUCCCCCAUCCACUCUUGCUUGGCAACAGCAACUUUUACCAGUCACAUGGCCUCCCGUAUGGAAUAUUACCUUACCAGAGCUCAGAUAAGAUGGCCUCCAUGUCUAACUGUCCAGGUCUCGAAAACAAAGAUCCAAAUCAUAAUUUGUCUAAGAUCCAUAGUAAAACCAGAGAUGAAGAACAAUUCAUGAAUCAGAAAAGGCAGGACGGUAGCCGUGGUCACAAGAACGACGACGAGAAUGAAAAAACCAUGAAACCAGCUUCAAAAGCAGCGCCAGAUAAAGCCCAGUCUGCUGCCAGGGACGAUGUAGUUUGCAUUGAUUUGGUACGUGAGGAGGAAAAUGACAACAACUGCAACCCUCUCAUGGAAGUUCCCCAUAAACAGGGAACCAGUGGAGGGAACCAGUUCAAAGGUAAGAAGUCAUGGCUUCCAGAAGGAACUCAUUGGAUCCAGAAGGCAGAGCAGAGUCGGAGCUCACUACCCCAGACUCCAUCCAGCUGUAAUGUUUCACCGCUACCUUGUAGUAGUCAAGAACUCUCAGAAGAGGAGAAACCAGAAAGUCCAUUUCCAGACAUCCCAGAAGAGCUGACAAUGCAAUGUGCACGAACAUCCUCUUGGCAGUUCUCCAGAGACUCUAAAGCUUCUGGUGGCGAUGCCACAGUGACACCAGGAGUUGUUUCAAAGGAAGCAAAGCCUGAAUCUUCAAGUAAAUGUGACGGCCCUCAACAAGGCCCUCCAGAAAAUCCAAUCUCAUUGGUUCCCAACGGUGGUGAAGGUAGUUCUGGUGAAACAAAACGUACAAUCAUCAAUCCAAAGACUCCAGCUUUUGUUGGUGGAGAUCUGUCUGAAAGUCCAGGUUCCACCAGUAAGGGACUGGUUUCUAAUGAUUCCAGUCCUCAGGUCCCAUCGUGGAGCGUGUUAAAUUCCAGAUUCCCAACUGAGAAAGUCACAAACUCUCGGCCUUCCCUGUAUCUGAGCAUCGACCCCAAAGACCCAACAUGUACCACAGACAGAAGUCCAAAUGUUGGGGGAUCAAGUGGCUCUAAUGUCGGUUUGAAUGAACCCAGAAUUUUCAGUUGUUCGCCUGGUGAAAAUAGAAACUCUGUUGUUUCAAGCUGUGGAAACGGCAUUGAACCGUUUGGUAACAGUGAGAACCACAACGCUACAUGGCCCAGUUUCAGCUUGAGGGCUCCGGCUUUUGGAAAAACCAGCCCAACCAGUGGGAAUGCCGCCUUAGAUGGCCUCAUCUUGUUCCCAAACAGUAACCGCAGGCUCUCCUCAUCUGGAAGUUUCACUGAAGGCCCUUCUGGUCCGAACCUUUUGGCUACCGAUGGAGUUCACAGUAACCUGACCCCACAUGUUGACAAAGACCUUCUCAUCAAGGCCAGCUGUACAAAUGAAGGGAAGAAUUUGCAGGAUACUGCAACUCUCCUGGAAGAUGAUCCUGAAGACUCUGAUAGCUGCAGAAACAGGCAGUCAAGCUUCAGCAAGAAGAUGACAAACUCCCCUGACUGUGUGGGCAGCCAUCUUAAAGACAUGACCUCUGACCUCCUCUCUGAUGUCAGCGAGCAAAGUGCUCUACAGCGCGCCAUGCUGCAGUUCUCUGAGCUGGAGCUGAGGGAGGGAGGAGGAAGAGGAGAGGAGGAGGAGGAGGAGCUGGCAGACGGCCAGCAGGAAGCUGGAAGAAGGGAUGAAGAAGAGGAUGAGGAGGAGGAGAGGAAGAACAGAGAGGAGGGAGGAGGGGAGCGGAGAGGAACUCCCUCUGCAGCCGCCAAGACUCUGAGAGGUUUAAAUCCGUCCUGCUCUCUCAAACAUCGCCUGUACCGCCACACAGAGCCACUUCCUGUCCUCCAGGAGAGGGACGACCAUCAGAUCCAGCCGUUUGGGUCCGGAGCUCCGUUCCAGGGGAACCGGCUCGCUCUGCGGUCCAGUCCAAACAUCCCCAUGAGCCGGCGGCGAAUCUUCAGCCUGGAGCCGUUUCAUCAGAGCAGCAUCAUCAGCAGCCGCCAGAAGAGAGGGAGGGGCGAGGCGGGAGGGGACGAGGGCGGGACAGGAAGUCCAACCAAGAGAGUCAGAGUCACCAACGACUCGAUUCUGGACGACGUGAAGAAGCUGAAGGUCCGCAUCGAGUUAAACGGCCUGCGACUUAACAAGCCCCGCCCACCCGGAGAGCUCAGCCAAUGGCUGCCCUCUGGGGACAAAUCCACAGAGCUGGAAGGGAAGUUGUCGCCUGAGAGGUCAGAGGUGAACGGCAGCUGGAGCGAGCCCAGGUUCCUGAGGCGGGACGCUGCGACAGUUUUCCACCAGGCUCCUCCAUCGCUGACCUCCAUGACCUCCAUGACCUCGACCCGACUGCAGGACAAACCUCCGACGGCCGGGGAGAGCCUGAAGGUCUGCGCUCCUCCAUCUUCCUUCCCGGGCGACCGUCACCUGUUCCGUUUCCAUGGUGACGGCCUCGACGCGCCGAAGGGCAAACGUCCCUUCAAGAUGAAGCACUCUCUGGGGGCGGAGCGAGACGAAGGAGGAAGUGAUGAUGAGGAGCGGAGCGGGAAGGUCUCCCAGUUGGACGCCUCCAAGUCCCCCGAUCAGAACCCCGCCUCUCCAGAGACCCAGCAGUCGGCUCGGCCCGUCCCUCCGGAGGUCCGGCGCCUCAUCGUGAACAAAAACGUCGGGGAGACGCUGCUGCAGCGCGCCGCGCGGCUGGGCUACCAGGAGGUGGUGCUGUACUGCCUGGAGCGCCGGCUGUGUGACGUGAACCACAGAGACAACGCCGGGUACUGCGCCCUGCAUGAGGCCUGCGCCUGCGGCUGGCUGGGCAUCGUACGGCUGCUGAUCGGACACGGCGCCGACGUCAACUGCGGCUCUCAGGACGGAACCAGGCCGCUUCACGACGCCGUGGAAAACGACCAUUUGGAGGUGGUCCGCUUCCUGCUGGCCUGCGGCGCCGACCCGACCCUCACCACGUACUCUGGGCGCGGGCCGCUCAGCAUGACCCACAGCGCUGCCAUGGAAACCUUCCUGGAGGACUAUCUGUCUGACAUCCAGGGAAGGUCGGAGGGCGAUCCGGGAAUCUGCUGGGAGUUUCACGGCAGCUCUGUGUGCGAGCCGACUUACGAAGGAGGAGCCUACAACAUCCUGGCCGACCCGCCUGGACCGGAUGAGGAUGAGGAGGAUGAAGAGGAGGACAUGGAGGAGGAGAACCGGGUCAGGAGGGAGGUGUUCGAGUUCGAGCUUUCGGACCGGCCUCUGCUCCCGUGUUACAACAUCCAGGUGGCGCCGUCACAGGGAUCCAGAAACUGGCUCCUCCUGGCUGACGUUCUUGGUCGACUUCGGAUGGCGUCUCGCUCUUUCCGGCGCCUCUUCCCACAGCUCAACAUUCAGUCCGUCGCUGAAGACGAGUUCUACCGGCAGGCGUCCCUGUCCCAGCUGCUGACGGGUCCAGAUGAGCAGGAACUGGCCUCCUUCAGGCCGGAUGUGAAGGACCCUCUGGAGCUGGUGGAGGCCACCCCGGAGCUGGCCGGCAUGCUGGGCUCCUCCCUGGAGUUUGUGGACAGUCGCUGGGACUCUCUGGAUGUUUCCCCCCCACCAACACCGCCUCCAUCACCGGGGCAACCUCCAUGUCCUACACAGGCUUUACCGGCAGAGCAGGAAGAGGACAGGAGUCCCAGGACUGUAGAGUCCAUUUCAGGACCUUCAGGACGGUCCAGCUUAUGGGAUCAACAAAAAACUGAGGCUACAACUUCAGCAAAGCCAGGAAUGACAGCUACCGCUAGCUGGUGGGAACCACAGAGACAUUCUGGUCUGGAUCCUGGACUUCCAUCCAUUAAACUGAACUCUGUGGAUGGAGGAAAGGUGUGGGAACAACAGCGACUGAGGAGUAGAGACGCUGAAACCAAAACGGUCACGGAGGAAUGGAAACCAGCUCCAGUUCGAAACAAGAAGACAGGAAGUUCAAAUCCUGCACUUUUAAAAGAAGAAAUGAACUCAAACAUCUGGAAAAAUGGCGGUAAGGCAGGAACCGAUGUGGAGUCUGAAGUACCACAGCAAAGUAAGAAGUCUGAGAUCUCCAGCCGCUCUAAGCUGGACUCAUGGGAUCCUCAGGAAACAAAGAGAACUGGUGGAACCACCACAACGCCCAAGAGAGACGCCAACACCUGCCAGGGCCUCAGCCUGGCAGGUAACUCCUUAAAGUUGGACGCUGCCUGGCAGAGGAACCUGACCAACGUCAGAGUCCACAUCAGAGACCUGGGGAUGAAAAUUGCCAGCAUUCAGAGAGACAUUAAGAAGGACUCGGGGAAAGUGGUGGGGAAGGGUUCUCGGGUCAAAACGAGGUCAUGAGAUGAUGGACGACCAACCAGGAAUAACUGGUAGCCAAUGAUGUGGAAAUGACUGUAAAACAGGCUGUAAACUCUGGAUCGUGUUCACUGGCUGUCUGUCAGAUGUGUUCACUGUAAACUGUAAAGGUUUUUUAUUUAUGGGCAGAGACCUGAUGUAAAUAUGACUGGCUCUGUGUUAGCAUGGUGAGAGCGCCGGCUCUGUUCAGGCAUCCUGUUGGUUUUUGUCACUGUUCAAUAAACAAAGACACAAAGAAA
Molecule: messenger RNA, 7344 nt
Organism: Xiphophorus maculatus (southern platyfish)
Lineage: Eukaryota; Metazoa; Chordata; Actinopteri; Cyprinodontiformes; Poeciliidae
Product: BCL-6 corepressor-like
Exons: 13
Coding region: 1052-7090 (2012 amino acids)
Biological process (GO): negative regulation of transcription by RNA polymerase II
Cellular component (GO): nucleus
Molecular function (GO): protein binding; transcription corepressor activity
Source: RefSeq, a predicted model, not a curated record